Messenger RNA from Oppia nitens, 1197 nucleotides. Its product is annotated as methylmalonic aciduria and homocystinuria type D homolog, mitochondrial-like. The record is from RefSeq and is a predicted model, not a curated record. Gene Ontology annotation, biological process: cobalamin metabolic process. Lineage: Eukaryota; Metazoa; Arthropoda; Arachnida; Sarcoptiformes; Oppiidae. Gene Ontology annotation, cellular component: mitochondrion. The coding region runs from base 182 to 1132 and encodes 316 amino acids. The transcript is spliced from 2 exons.
AUGAGGGAAUUUAAAUAUUGGCAGUAAAAUCAUGUUUACCUUUAUUUAACUCAGUAUUAUAUGAGACGUAAAUAAAUAGACAAAUGAUUUGCAUUUCAAAGACAACUAAUAAUCUUCUGUUGAAUAACUGAUCCAAUAUUUAUAUGAUUGAAACAAAUGAGUUAAUCAUAACUAGAAAGCAAUGUUACGAUUAAACCGAUUACUCGUUUCAAAGCAUUUAAACAAAGUUUCAAAUGUUUUGACAAAUAGUUGUUAUAAUUACAGUUCAGAAGCACCGGACAAAUGGUCUUCAUUUGAAAGACAACACAACGACAGACAACAGACACUAUUGCUUAACACCGACUUUUGUGACCACUUCUUGAGGAUUACAAAACCAGAACUACAUCUCUUCGGUCCGCAUGACAUGAGAGCGCCUCUCAAUGGAAAUAUUGGCAUAACUUUAGAGGACACGAAUGAGAUCCACAAGAAAUUUGUUAUUGAAUUAGUUAAGCAAAUGAAUACAUUUGAACAAACAUUGCCAUCAAUUGACAAAAGAGAUAUCGAUUUGUUUUUGUCUAACAAUACAUUCAACAAUCGCUGCCUUAAGAUCUUUCGGGUUCUUAAAUAUCAAACAUUGUUUAAUCAGAAAAUGAUGACAACUUGUGAUGUCUGCGAUAUAAAGGCGACUAAAUUAUUAACUAAAGUCAUGAAAAAUUUUGCUCUUCUGUUUCCAAGAAAAAUAAGACAAGAAUUUGGCGAUAAUAUGACAGUUAUGACAAUUUCAGAGAAGACAAGCAAUGAUAUGAGUUCUUAUUCAGAGACCAUUGAAAACGAAAGAGAAAAGUUUUUUGAGAUGUUUAUCAUAAAAGCGAAAAAUGUUUGUCAAGAGCUUCAAAAUCAUGGAUUUUGGGCCGAUUUUAUUGAUCCAUAUUCUGGUCAACCAUUUCUAAGUGAUCACACAAAUGAUACGUUGUUUGAAACCGACGACAGAUUUAUUCACUUAGGCUUUAGGAUUGAAGAUCUCGGUUGUUGUAAAGCCAUUCAUCACAACAAAUGGGGAACUCAUGUGAUUGUGGGAACUAUUUUCACGUCAGCGCCGACAGAAUCACCAAUUCUUAUAAAACUUAUGUCAGAAAUGGCUAAUAAAAAGUAAAUUGUUUUCAUAUACUGUGUGAUAAUUGUUUUAAUAUUAUAACUAUAGGUAAAUGAAAUGUUAGC